Messenger RNA from Halichondria panicea, 5211 nucleotides. RefSeq names its product dynein axonemal assembly factor 8-like. The transcript has 11 exons. The record is from RefSeq and is a predicted model, not a curated record. Bases 108 to 5078 code for a protein of 1656 amino acids. Gene Ontology annotation, cellular component: centrosome. Lineage: Eukaryota; Metazoa; Porifera; Demospongiae; Suberitida; Halichondriidae.
AAUAUUAACACAAUGAGGGACUCUCCCUACUAUAAUGCAGGUUACGCCUUCAAUGGACACAACUUCUAUGAUCUAAACUCCUAGAUCCUGUGCAGCACUGAGAGAAGAUGGAGAACCUUCUGGAAAACCUGCCAGACUUGAGCUUUGCAUCAGAUGAGAAUUCGGAUGAUGCUGACGAGAGUAGUGGUGAUCAAUCGUCAGCCAUAUUUAGUCGUUCUGCACAUCUCAAAUCGCUUGGUGUGGAGCUAGUCAAUCCUGCAGUGGACACCCCCUCUCCAGAAGUACUAAACAACAUUACCAAAUUUGAGGACAACAUUUUUACGAAAGAUACAGACAUUUUAGGGAAAGACAACAGUUUAUCGGUUCUCGAGAAAGAAGCAUUUGCAAGAAAAGAGGCGAAUAGCUCUAAAGAGAUUGACUGGUGCAAGUUCAAAUCAGAAUUCUCUGAAUCCCUACAAGCAUCUGAAGAGAAAAUAGUGUCAGAGGAUGGAAACAUACCUGUUCAUGAUUUCAAGCAGCAGCUACUACUCAAUGCCAUCCUUUCAAUGCACAGCGACACUGGAGCUCACCAAGAAAGUUUGGAAGAUGCCACCAUUAGUGUUGAGACACCCAAGUCUCCUUUAAAACUGCGAAGAAGAUUACUAUCAAUGAAUUCACUCGAGACGAUACACGAAAAUGAGCUUGACAAACUGCUGGAGUCUGAUACUCUAUUGUCUCACAGUCAGCCCACUGUUGCUAUAGGGGAUGGUCAGCUAGUGGCACCACCUGCCCUGAGGCUGGUUUGGGAGAAAGAAGACACUGGACAGCUAAUGAAAGAAUUGGAGAAGUUAACUAUAACCAAGGCUGCCGAGGCCACCCAAAGUGAAUCAAAACACACUAGUGGUUGGAGAAACCCCAGCAAUGAACUAUGCAGUUCAACACGGGCUUUGAAUGGCAACAAAGACAAUGGGCCAAUAUUCCUCGACCUACGACCAGGUCCUGCAAAAGAAACAAAAGCUGUUGAGCGGAAUGACAGAUCUACUUCUGAUGAUGAUGAAAGUGAUGAUCCCUACGCUUGGAUAGCUCAGCGGAGACACAUCAAAAGCACCCUCCACACCUCUCACCCUUUCUCUCCACUAGCCACACAACCUUCUGUCAAAAAGGCUGAACUGUCUCCAUUAGAACUGAAAGUUGAGAAGUCGAAUGCCCAAACUUCACCAACUAAAACAUCAACAAAAGACAAUGGAAUUCCCAUAUCAAAUGCCAUCAGAUCUGAGCCUAUCAACACUCCAGCAAUCGCUCCCUUUAAGUACUCAAAUUGCCACCCCGCUGACUUCAAACGACAAAGAAACUCCAGCUCCUUGACACUUUCGUCAAGUCUCUCUGAUGGUGAAGCCAACAUUUUCGAGAUGCCAGGCGCAAAUAAAGGUGAAUCACCAUCUGCCAGUCCUACAAAAGCCUCUCUUGCAACCUCUCCCACAAAAGCCAAGAAAUCAAAGAAUCAGGCAAAGAAAUCAAAAAAAUCUCGAAAGAAGGACAAAGACACGACUUCUGUUAAAAAAGAUUCUUCUAAAUCAUCACAGCGAAAACUUGCGAGAGCUUUGGUACUGCAGAGGAUUCGAAAUGACAGUCUUACAACUAGCAGUGAUGAGGAACAUUGUCUGACACCCACGGACACAGAGAGUAGCAAGCUGUCAAGUUCUGUGUCCAGUUGUGAUGGUCUAGCCUGUCAGGGAAGUGAAGAAGACUUUCUGGUAGAAAUGGACACUGGACAACUUAAACAACGACUGCAAAAGAUCAUUCAGGCCAAGAAACCACCAGUUUUGUUUGUUACACCGGCAACCAACACAGUUUUCCAUGAGGGAGUCUCUUUUGAGGCCCAGAUGAGCUCCACUGAUCUUAUAUGCCCAACAGAUGCUCUACUGACUAUCCCCCUCUCUGAGCACGGCCUUGUCUCCAUACCGGCUGAAAUUGAAGAGGAAGGUGAACUAGACCUACAAACACAGCUCUAUCUCCACCUACUUAUCUUAACAUGGCUCAUGAGUCAAGCAUCAAGCGAUCAUCACAAUAAGACUGUUGUCGAAGCCACAUCGUCAAAUGAACAAACUGUUAUCCUCCAAGAAGUGAGAGAUGAAUCAAAGCAAUCCGACAGAUCUAGGAAACAUUUUAGUAUUACCGGACUGUUGCAGACGAUUCUCGAUGGAUGUCCGUCGCUACUGGUUGGUGUGUGUGUGUCUGCAGAGUUGAAGCGUUCCAAAAAAAGUGAAGGUGUCUGGUUUAAUGUGACUCCUGAUGCAGAGCUCGUCAAUACAAUCUCAAACAAACUCACAACUCGUCUUCACAACAAGUCACUGAAUGAAGUCAUCGAUCCGAUCAUUGGCAACAGCGAUAUACAAUCCCUCAUCCCUGUCUCAGUUUUGGAGAUCCUUCGUCAAAUUGGACAACUCCCACUUACCUCAUUCCUCACGGUACAAGAGGACAUCUCUCCCCUAACCACACCCCUUAGUUUCUAUUGGCACAGUGGCUACCACAUCAGCUCUCUGCCAAGUGAUGAUUCACUCAAGUCACAACCGACUGUCGCUACUACUGUAUGCACACUGGAAGGACAUUCUCUCACAAACCACUCCCUUGUGUUCACUACACUACGAACUGCGUACUCCAAUGCUUUCUAUUUGGCUGGACUGAGGAUGGUCUAUGAAGAUAAGAGUGAGAACUCGAAUGGAGGAGAAAUGACGUUGGCUCUAGCACUUAGAGCACCUGAUGCUAUUUAUCGAUGGCUUGAUGUUGUAGGUCCCGAAGACAGCAAUUUGGCAAAGGUCACUGAUCCGGAUUCUCUGAAUGCAAAGUUUGCCAGCCCCAACUCCACCACCCUCAAGUGUGUCAGAACCCCUUAUUCCAUCCUGUCAACUGUCGCCAAGUGGUUCGGUGGUCGAGCCUGUCUCAAGACUGGUAGUGUACUCGGAAUCUCAGACCCACGUACGAAAUUUGAGCGAAGAAAGCGACAGCGUGUUCGAUUUUCAGAGAGUGAAUCUGAAGACGGUUUACCAUCCCCUGCUCUGGACCUGACCUUUUCACCCCUCACAUCUAAUCGGUCGUGUCUGAUUACUCAAGCGUACACCAAGGUGUUGCUCGUAGUGGCUCCCUUAGUCCCCCCUUGCCUGUACGGGACAGUCCUCUCAUCAUGCAGCAAAAUGGGAUUCAAUAUACUCGGAAUGAAGCGAAUCCGACUCAAUUCAAAACGUGCAAGUACCAUACACAUUCCGAAAUUAUAUCUGGCUAAUUUCACACCUUCGUCCACUCCACCCUCCCCUGCUUUGGAUUUUAUCACCCAUCCAUUAGCUACUGAACAUGCUCAGAAUGCUCCUCCGUUCCCUUCUCUUGUGCUACACCUUGGAGCUGAGAACGCAAAACUUCACUGUUUGUCUCUGAAGGAAACCAUCUGUUCUGAUCUGAAAGCCACCGUAAAAGUCAAUGCCAACUUGGAAAUCUCCACAGUGUCUCUAAACACUCCGGAUAGUAUUCUACACAUGACUGAAACAUCACAUGAGACAACUAAACUUCUUGGAAGUUUUUCUCUACCGAAUGCCGUGUCUGGUUCUCUCCCAAAACUUCACGAAGAAAGGAAGUGUGGUGGCCCCUUUAUGGAGGAGCUGUGCUUCGUUGCUGUCCCGCAGUGCAACAGUUUGCCAAAAUUAGUCAAUCUCUUGAACAAUGUUUAUCAACUGAGACUGCCGAAUGGAGUAACCGUCUCUGCCAAACACUCAGAUGAUCGACACAUGGAAAAUUUGGGAGGUUUUGAGCUUCUAGGAUUCAAGAUUAUUCCACAAAUUCCUCGUUUCCAUGCCAAGAGGUUAUGUCCAUUGGCCAACACUGACCCAGCUUAUCAAACAGCUGUCAACCUCCUCUCAGACGUUCCUGCCUCGCUACUCCUCUUUAGAGGGUUGGAUUGUAACCAGCGACUCACCACUCUGCUCAAGCCUACUAUCACACCAAGGAGGUCUCUACACACAACCUCUCUACAGCAGCAACUUGAAAUUGUCAUCUCAAAAGAUUUCGAAGAUGCAUUCAAUCUUUCCUCGAUAUUCUUAUCCGACAAAGAGAUAUUUAGUGACUCAGCCAGUCUUGGUAUGGCCCCCUAUAUGCCCCCAUCAUGGAUACAAGACAUGAGCAUCCUACAGGACCUACAAGCGCCUCCAGACUCUCUGUUAUCAGUCGCUAGUGUGAGUAUAUCUGAGCCGAGACUAGUAGUGAAGGUACUGGACAAGCUGUGCCGGUCUGGGUUCAUUUUUGCAGCCAUGAGGGCAGUGGAGGUGGGACGGGAGGAGUCAGAGACAGUGUUGGAAGACCUAGAGAUCAACACUGAGUUGUCUGAACCGAGUGGAAGUGAAGCCUGUCUGGUAGUGUGUGUACUGAGGGUGAAUGCAGUAUGGCAUCUCAGACACUCUCUCAGUGCCCUCAUUGAGCAGCAGAGGAGAUCAACUACUAACAAGAGCUUCACUGUCAACUGUUCUGAUACCUUCUUGACUGCAUUAGCUGAAGUGAAACAGUACUUCCCCGAGGGCAUAUGUUGUGCACCUGUCAGCAGCAUUCAGCAGUACAAGAUCCAGUCUGAGGAGAGUGACUCAUUUGAUGAACUAGUCCUUCCUGAAAGAUGCCUGCCUUCCUCUGACUCCUCUCUGCUUGGUUUUGUGUCCCCUCUCCUGGAGACCACAGCCAUGGUGCUACCUUCCAGUCUGUUGGAGUCACAAAAACACUCGUCUGUUGGGUGUGUAGAGAUCAUUGAGUUCCUAACUCAAAGCGGGUUCAAGAUACAAGGUCUCAAAAUGGUCACUCUUUCAGUGGGAGUGGUUAGGGAACUUCUGGCAUUGUGUAACUGCUUGGACACAGUAAUGGCUGAUAACUUAUGCCACGGACCUUGUCUGAUUCUGGUGGUACGGAGAGAUAAUGCUGCAUCUUGUUGUCAGUCAAUCUUCAAGAGUGCUUCACUGAGAUCCUACAGACCUAGACAUGGCUCAAUUGAGGAACUGCUAGCACAAAUGAUUGUGCCAAACAAUGCACAGAGUGCCAAGGCUACUCUCAAGUUGCUCAAAGUUAGUUGACUAGUGAAGACACAAUUUGAAUAGAACAAGAAAACACUUUAUAUAUGACCUGUAUAAUACACCAGUUGUGCAUGUACAUUAUUAUUAAUUUUUAUAUAUUUUUGUGUGUACUUGCACAUGAAUUGUAAUCAAA